This is a messenger RNA of Scheffersomyces amazonensis, 1635 nucleotides long. RefSeq lists its product as uncharacterized. The record is from RefSeq and is a predicted model, not a curated record. Gene Ontology annotation, biological process: biosynthetic process. The coding region runs from base 1 to 1635 and encodes 544 amino acids. The transcript has a single exon. Gene Ontology annotation, molecular function: pyridoxal phosphate binding. Lineage: Eukaryota; Fungi; Ascomycota; Pichiomycetes; Serinales; Debaryomycetaceae.
AUGUCUCAACCACCUCAAAGUCCCUAUGACCAAGAAUCAGAGGAUGAAUUUGAAAGAUUGGAAUCUACGUUACCUCCAUCGCUUCAACGAUCAGCUUCAUCAUUAUUUGAAACUUUACAAAGUAAUAGUCCUGUUCAUGGAUCUGGAUCAAAUAUUCUUAAUUCUCCUGCUCCAACUAGAGAAAAUCACUUCCAUUCAAUUUAUUUGAAUAAUCCUGCUUCAAGAACUCCUAAACCUCCUACUAAUAAUAAACAAUUUAGAAGUGCUCUUAUUUCAAAAUUAUCAAAACCUGAUAAUGGAAGAGAAGCUUCACCACUUCCUAUCCCAAGGCCAAAAUUCGAUGAAGAAUUUUUUAAACCUGCUAUGAAUACCAAGCAAUCUUCAACUGGUGUUUUAUGGGUAACUGAAAGAGCAACUGAAUAUGGUUAUGAUAGUGAGCACGUUGGUGAAUGGGCUAAUUUAGGUCAAGGAGCUCCGGAACAUGGUGAUACUAUUCCAGGAUCAUUUCCAAGACCAAAAUCAAUCCCUGUUCCUGAUAAUUCUAAAGAAUAUGCUCCAACUGCUGGUAUUAAACCAUUAAGAGAAGCAGUUGCUAAUUAUUAUAAUGAAACUUAUCGUAAAAAUAAAUCUUCAAAAUAUACUUGGAAAAAUGUUUGUAUUGUUCCAGGAGGUAGAGCAGGUUUAACUAGAAUUGCUUCAAUUAUUAGUGAUUGUUAUUUAAGUUUUUUCUUACCUGAUUAUACUGCUUAUGCAGAAAUGUUAUCAUUAUUUAAGAAUUUUUCUCCUAUUCCAGUUCCUUUAAGUGAAAGUGAUAAUUAUGAAGUUCAUUUAGAUAUGAUUAAGAAUGAAUUAAUAAGAGGUGUAAGUGCUCUAUUAACUUCAAAUCCAAGAAAUCCAACUGGUAGAUGUAUGAAUCCUGCUCAAUUAAAACAAUUACAUGAUUUAUGUCGUGAAAAAUGUUUAUUAAUUAUGGAUGAAUUUUAUUCUCAUUAUUAUUAUGAUGAUAAUUGUACUGGAUCUUCAAUUUCUUCAGCUGAAUAUGUUGAAGAUGUUAAUCAUGAUCCUGUUUUAAUCUUAAAUGGAUUAACUAAAGCUUUUAGAUUACCAGGUUGGAGAAUUUGUUGGAUCUUAGGACCAGAAGAAUAUAUAAAUUCAUUAAGUAGUGCUGGAUCAUUUUUAGAUGGUGGAUCUAAUGCUCCAUUUCAAUUUGCAGCCAUUGAUUUCUUAGAACCUUUAAAAGUUAAAGAAGAAAUGAAGGCUUUACAAUUACAUUUUAAAAUGAAACGUGAUUAUAUUAUUGGAAGAUUAUCCAAAAUGGGAUUUACUUUUAAUGAACAUAAUACUCCAAAUUCGACCUUUUAUUUAUGGUUAAAUUUAUCUCAUUUACCAGGAAAAUUAAGUAAUUGUUUAGGUUUCUUUCAUGAAUGUUUACAUGAAAAGGUUAUUGUUGUACCAGGAUUCUUUUUCUUAAUUAAUCCUCAAAAUUUAUCAAGAUUAGAAGAUGUUAUUUGGUAUAAUUAUGUAAGAAUUAGUUAUGGACCAGAAUUACAUCAUUUAGAAAAUGGAAUGGAUGGUAUUGAAAAUAUUUUAUCACGUUUUGGAUGUCUUCCAUAUGAGAGGACUUCUGAUCAGUAG